GCGGGCACAGCCGGGGCCUCGGGCGCCGCGCGCCUUGGCUGGCCGCCCUGGGGUGGACGCUGGCGGGAGAGCUGGGGCAGGAUGAGCGCGGAGGACGGAGUUGGGGGGAGCCGAAGGCUGGUGGACAAGGAGGACCGACCCGGGAAAGCCCAGCGGACUCAUCCUCUGCCCUCCCUUGACCUUGAGCUUUUUCCGCCUCUUCCUGUCUCUUUCAGCCGCGUGCUAGGGGUGAUGCCAAACUUUUUUUUUUUUCCUCUUUCAAACGGACGGAUUUUCCAUGAUCUCCAACUAACAGUAUUGAAGCUGCCGAAUCAAGUUAGUUCCCAUGAUCUUCUCCGCUAAUGCAUCUGCAUUAUUCACUGAGGUCCCCGCCCCCGAGAUGCACACUGAUAAGUUAACGGGUCGGCCACCCUGAUUUGAAGCAAAUCUGUAUUCAUGAAGAGUGACUGCAUACCAACCACAAUAUGUCAAGAAAGAAAAAAAGAUCCAAUAGAAAUGCUUCAUUCUGGGCAGCUGGUAAAAGUCUGUGCCCCAAUGGUUCGAUAUUCAAAGUUGGCUUUUAGAACAUUAGUAAGAAAAUAUGGUUGUGAUCUGUGCUAUACACCAAUGAUAGUUGCUGCUGAUUUUGUCAGAUCAAUAAAAGCCCGAGACAGUGAAUUUACUACAAACCAAGGUGAUUGCCCAUUGAUUGUUCAGUUUGCUGCUAAUGAUGCGAGACUUUUAUCUGAUGCUGCUCGUAUUGUCUGUCCUUAUGCGAAUGGCAUAGACAUUAACUGCGGUUGCCCUCAGAGGUGGGCAAUGGCAGAAGGUUAUGGAGCUUGCUUAAUAAACAAGCCAGAGCUUGUUCGAGAUAUGGUGAAACAAGUAAGAAAUCAAGUGGAAAAUCCCAGAUUUUCAGUAUCUAUUAAAAUAAGGAUCCAUGAUGACCUUACAAGAACUAUAGAUCUUUGUCGAAAGGCUGAGGCAACAGGAGUUUCUUGGAUUACAGUCCAUGGAAGAACUGUUGAAGAAAGACAUCAGCCAGUUCACUAUGAGGCCAUUAAAAUAAUUAAGGAAAACAUGUCUAUACCUGUAAUUGCUAACGGAGACAUCAGAAGCUUAAAAGAAGCAGAAAAUGUGUGGCAUAUUACUGGGACAGAUGGUGUGAUGGUUGCAAGAGGACUCUUAGCAAACCCUGCCAUGUUUGCUGGCUAUAACGAAACCCCGCUGCAGUGCAUCUGGGACUGGAUUGACAUUGCUCUUGAACUUGGAACUCCUUAUAUGUGUUUCCAUCAACAUUUAAUGUACAUGAUGGAAAAAAUAACUUCAAGGCAGGAAAAAAGAGUGUUUAAUGCUUUGUCAAGCACAUCAGCAGUUUUAGAUUACCUUACAGACCAUUAUGGGAUUUGACUGGACUUCCUAAAGUAUUUUAAUAUUUACUUCACUUUAUAUCUACAGUGAAACCACCCAAGGUCACAUUUUGGUUUUUACUUUAAGUCAGUGUCUCUCCCCCAUAAGCAUAAAAACAGUGCCCUGAGAACAUUUUAAAAAGUUAGUCCUAGACCCCAUCCUCAGAGAUUCUGAUUCAGUACAUCUGUAGGAUGGAAACAAAAUUUAGUUGUAAAGAAGACCCCAGGUAGAGCAAACAUCCUGGUCACUCUACCAAACAUUGACAAAAUAUUGUUCUGAAUCCUAUUAUGGAUUUAAAAAAAAAAAAAAUUUCCUAAAGGAAUUGUGUUUUUAACAUUUUUAAAUAAAUUUUUUAUUUUAAUACUAAAA
Canis lupus familiaris (dog) is the source of this 1758-nucleotide messenger RNA. It is a transcript of the gene DUS4L, whose product is annotated as dihydrouridine synthase 4 like. Gene Ontology annotation, molecular function: tRNA dihydrouridine synthase activity; flavin adenine dinucleotide binding. Gene Ontology annotation, biological process: tRNA processing. Bases 436 to 1389 code for a protein of 317 amino acids. The record is from RefSeq and is a predicted model, not a curated record. The transcript has 7 exons. NCBI's taxonomy places the organism in Eukaryota, Metazoa, Chordata, Mammalia, Carnivora, Canidae.